Balaenoptera ricei (Rice's whale) is the source of this 2268-nucleotide messenger RNA. It is a transcript of the gene EFCAB13, whose product is annotated as EF-hand calcium binding domain 13. Lineage: Eukaryota; Metazoa; Chordata; Mammalia; Artiodactyla; Balaenopteridae. The record is from RefSeq and is a predicted model, not a curated record.
AUGGAAACUAAAGUACAUUUAUUUUGCCAGGGAGAAGAAAAUACUGAUUUAUCAGAUGAUGACUAUAAUUCUUUUGCAACUGAUUUGCCAUCAAGAAAUAUUGACAGCAAGAAAUACAUCAAGUUUUCUAAAACAACAGAGAAGAGAAUUUCACCUGAAGUUACGGGUUUGAGCCCAGAACACACUAAAAAGUAUGAAACAUCAAUGUUCCUAUUUGGAGAAGAAAAAUCCUCUGAUUUUUCAGAGAAAAAAAAAGGCAGGAGAAAGAAGAGUUUACAAGUACAAUUGCAUACUAAAAGAACUGAGGUAAAUAAAGAUCUGGGAAUAUUUUUGCUUUCAAGUGUUGACAAGAUGACUAGAAAAGAAAGCUCUUUAUGCGAGUUGUCAAGUCAGUACAGCGUUCACAAGACUUUAUCACCCCUUGGUACAUCUUCCUCAGUUAUUCGCAAAGAUGGAAAGCUUUCUAACCUUUACCAGACAUUAUAUGAUGAAGUACCUGAAGGACAGUUAUACUCACAAGAAUUAAGUGCACUUCAGAAAACCUGUAAAAUUUUCAGUAAAAUUCGAGGUGGUAAGAUUUAUGUGAAUGAUCUGCCAAUGAUCCAUCGCAUCUUGAAUAUCUCUAUAAGUGACUCAGAAAUGAGAAAGGCACUGAAGACUAUUGAUAUUGAUGCAUUUCAGAAAGCCUUGAAGAUUUUCUGUAGGAUAAAAGGUGGUCGAGUUUCAACUUCUGAAGUGGGUGACGUUUUGGAUAACAUGGCUAUCCUUGUAAUCCCUGAAACUUUUCAGGAAGUGAUAAAGCAUGCUAGUAUUGACAGUAACCAAAUGGUGGAUAUUGGGGAUAUUAUAUUUACUUUGGCUGAAUUACAGCAACAGUAUGAGGAUGUUUCAAUUAUAAAAGGAACAGCCUUGGAUGAAGCUACUUCAAGAAAGUUAUCAUAUGUAUCAGGAUGCUAUCCACAAUAUACGAAGAAAAGCAUUUUAUCUUCCAGACUAUCUGAAUUGUCAUUAUCCCAAAAGUUAAAUACAAAGAGCCUCCAAAAUCAUACAAUUAUGAAGGGGAAUGAUGACCUUGAAUUUAAAAAAUCAAAAAAUAUUUUGCAAAUAAGAAAAUUCCAGGAUGAGGUUGACAGCAGUGAUGUAGAAUUCCAGGAACCAUAUUCAAAGGAUGGCAUAAACUUCAAGAGAAGUUCAGAGAAGGUUGAAAUUCAUGACUCAAAGUCUAAACCACAAAACUUGAAGAGUGUUACAAGCCUCAAAAAGUCCCUGGAUAAAAGUGAUAUUUUUAGUAUCCCAAAACUUCAGAAGCCAGCUGUGAGAAGGCGCGCCAGCCUUCUAAAACAUGUUUUAUCUAAGGAAAAAACUGCAAUUAAUGCUCUGGGAAAUGUCUGUGAAGCUAUCAAUAAACUCUGAGAAAAUUACAUUGAUACAGAAGAACCUCAGUCCAUUUUGCAUUCAGUAGGAAUUACUUUAUCAGAUAAAGAGUUCAAGAAGAUUGUGACAGACACUACUAGAAAUGAAAAUGGAAUGGUGAAGUUAGAUGAUGUUGUGCAUGCUCUCUCCAAAGAGCAAAAUCUUCCUGGAUAUGAUGCAUUGACUGAUGUCAUCAAAGCUAUUGAUAAAAUUAAAGAUGAAAAUAUUGAUUAUGGGGCUCUGAAUACUUGUCUUCAAAAUUUUGGAGUUUACCUUUCUAAGCCAGAAUUUCAGAAGAUCACAGAGUUGACUGAAGCUGGUGAAACAAAAAAAGUGAAUUUUAAAGAAUUCGUUGAUACUAUGAUGAGCAACACGGAACGCUUCUCUGAAAAAUUAUUAUUGCCUGAUACUAUUGAAAACCUCCACAAUCUUAGCAAAGAGAAGAUGAGUGCUCCUGACCUGUGGAAUGCUCUGUCUAGUUUGAAAAGUAAUUUAAAAAAAGACGAAUUCCUAGCUGCACUGAAGUUAGCAACAGUUAAUGAUGACUCCUGUUUAAUUGAGGCUGAGAUUAAAGAAGCUGCUCACAUCUUGUCACAUGUUGAUAAUGGCAAGAUUGGUAUACCUAACUUGCAGUGUGCCCUGAAAAGUCUGAAUGUUAAUUUAACUGAGGAGGACUUCAGUGAAGCUGUUAAAUGUUGUGACACCAGCAAUAAUGUGGUAGAUUUAAAAGAUUUCUUAAAGGAAAGUUUUAAAAGUCCACAUUUCAAAGAGUCUAUAGAUGAGAUCACCAGCCAGAGUGAUCUUUUGAAAGCUGAAAUCAAGUCAAGUUACUCCCUUCUUCAAGACCUCCAGUGA